UAGCUUCGGAAGUGCAGUGUAAACAAAAUUUAUUUGUGAAUAUCAAUAAAGCUGACGACCAUUGUUUCUGCUUAUUAACAGACAACUCUCCCAUCACCUCGGAACUUUCCCUAAAACUCCGCUCUUCAAAUGGCUGUGCAAAUACUGAAUCAUACUACCGUGCGUUGCUGUAAGAUGUUGCUUUUGUUUUUAUUUUUGGAUUCGGUAGCAGCAGCAAGUAGCACCGGAAGUGAGGCGCCGAUGUAUGCGGACAUAAAUGAACGGAAUAAGCUGGAUAGCUCAGCGCUGGGCGACACAACAACACUCUUACCAGUGGACAACUAUAACAAUGAAAACAACAUUGCGGGCAUUGAUAAGGACAGACAUAAUUUGCCAUUUAACAUCGGAAAUUCGUUACGUUCACUGAACAUCGUUAAGCGAACACCGAACGGCUUCAUUGGAAUGCGCGGCAAGAAGGAGUAUGAAUUUACCGAUUACAGCAAUGCCAACAAUCCGGCACUAAAUGGCGAUGGUACUGCCGAUUGGAACAUUGAACCAUUGCAACAAGCCGCUUACGAAAAUGAGCAAAAUACUGCCUAUGAUCGUGUGCUGGCAAUGGAGCCGCGCUUCAAGAAAGCACCAAGUACUUUUUAUGGCGUGCGUGGCAAGAAAUAUGCUGACAGUGAUUUUAGCCGCAUUGAUUCGCUGUUGCAACACCUUGAGGAGGAGCAUUUGCGUGAAGCGCUGAUCGAGGAUUUUAUAAAUAAUUUGUUAAAUCGUAAGGUAUUACCAGCAAAUGAUGUGACUAAGCGCGCACCAAUCGGUUUCACAGGAGUACGUGGCAAGCGACCAGCUGCUGGUGUUUUAGACUAUUUGUAUAAUGAUGAAGAUGGUACAUUGCCGUUGCCAAUGUUGGAUGCGAAGCGGGGCCCGGUAAAUGCGUUUGUGGGUGUGCGUGGAAAAAAGGAUGUAGAUCAUCAGGCCUUCAAGAGAUCACCAGUAGAUUCUGUCAACCGGCGCGGCAAGUCUCAACGUUUCGUCGAUUUUGGCAAUAAAUUUGUGGCAGUACGUGGCAAGAAGUCCAAUUUGAACGGCGGUGAUAGCAGCACUUUCUCCGAUGAUACAAACCAGCGGUACUAUAUGAACAAUAUGUCCUUAAUGCCGCUGCUGGGUGUGCGUGGCAAGCGAGCUGUUAAUGCAAUGCCGGCGGAAGCGGAAGAUGCGACGUAUGAAUUAGCUGUCAACGACGACAACUGAAUUCAGUGGUUCCGCAAUUUAGAAAUACACAUUUUUUCAACAGGCUAUUAGCGAAAAAUAAGUUUUCUUUUUUAAAUUUAGUUUUCAUGCGAGUGUGGAAUAAAAUUCAAAGUUCCUCUCAGUAACGGAAUUCAAAUUUUCAUACAAUAUAUACAUACAUAUACAUAUGUACAUAUACGCACAUAUUCACUGCGUGACAUUUUUUGAUUAUGGAUAAGAAAAUUUGCGGUGUGAAAACAAAUUUAAACAUAACUUGUGAAUAACUUAACUGAAUAUUUUUAGUUUUAAUUACUAUUAAACUUUUAAAUUUACAUAUAUUUUCCAAAAAUUACGUGUAAGGUGAAUGCACUGAGCAAUCAUGGGCUGGAA
Molecule: messenger RNA, 1605 nt
Organism: Rhagoletis pomonella (apple maggot)
Lineage: Eukaryota; Metazoa; Arthropoda; Insecta; Diptera; Tephritidae
Product: tachykinins
Exons: 6
Coding region: 130-1236 (368 amino acids)
Source: RefSeq, a predicted model, not a curated record